Molecule: messenger RNA, 2043 nt
Organism: Scaptodrosophila lebanonensis
Lineage: Eukaryota; Metazoa; Arthropoda; Insecta; Diptera; Drosophilidae
Gene: Haspin
Product: putative serine/threonine-protein kinase haspin homolog
Exons: 6
Coding region: 75-1880 (601 amino acids)
Biological process (GO): protein phosphorylation; intracellular signal transduction; mitotic cell cycle
Cellular component (GO): cytoplasm; nucleus
Molecular function (GO): ATP binding; histone H3T3 kinase activity
Source: RefSeq, a predicted model, not a curated record
ACGACUCGCUCCAGCUCCACAAACAAAUAGACGCGAAUUUAUAUAUUUUUGAAUAACUUUUAUUGCACCACACUAUGUCUGUGAGCCAUCGAAGCUUGGACCACACACUACCCGAUGACGCAUGGAAAGAUUCCUUUGACAAACUGCUGGAUCCCAUACCGCAUCUGCGGGAGCUAAACAUUCUCAAGCGGGAUGUGCGAGCCUCUUUCAACAUGGACUCCAGCGUGGAAAAUAGCAAUCCAAACAUAGUUAUCAGCAGUGUUCCCAACCAAAAAUCCAUAUCCUUGAAGCCCCCCGAUUUUCAACUCUGCACGUCUAUUUCCACACCUUGUGCCAAGCGUGUGUCCGCAGAACUCUUCAAUUGUGGCAUAUCUCCCAUAGUCACCAAGCUGGUAUCACGCAAAGGAAGCACGGCACAACAAGUAGUCACCAAAUUGCCGGUUACUGAAGAGCCGCCAUUGCCACGCAAGCGCGUCUGCUUUGGUAAUGUGCCCGCAACGCCAGAGCAGCGGCGACCCUCCAAAAAGAAUUCUGAUCAGAAUCGCCGGAAUAUGUCGCAGUCCACAAAUUUAGAGCAGCACAGACGUUCCAAAGCCACAUCCGAUCAGAAUGGAAGGGAGAGUCGUUCCUCAUUAAUUCUACAGCCGGGCAAGUGGCGCAAAUCGCUCUGUCAUUGGCGACGCACGCAUGCGCAAGAGCCGGCGCGUAUCUCUGGUCCCAAGAAAUCUUUGCCUGCUUGCCCACCCGCCAGUGACUGCUCAGUGGAAUGCGUAGGCGUCAUCUUUAACGUGCCUGGACGGCGCAAAUCGAUCUACAUCAAGGAUGAGCCCAUUGAGCAGAUCAGUCAUGAACAGCGCUUGCUCGCAUAUUGCGAACAAAGCGAGCCAUUGCCCUUCGUCGACGUCUAUGCGGCAACAAAAAUGCCCAACAGCUGCAAAAUUGGCGAAGGCGUCUAUGGCGAAGUCUUCAAAUAUACUGUAAAAAAGAGGCCAAAAAUCGAUGUAGUCCUGAAAGUUAUACCCAUUGAGGGUUCUCUUGAGAUCAAUGGAGAGGCGCAGAAGACUUAUGAACAGAUGCUACCCGAAAUUAUUAUAUCCAAGGAGAUGUGCAAUCUGCGAACCAACAAAACGAAUUCCACAGCCGGCUUUGUGGAUAUUUACAAGGUCUGCCUAGUCAAAGGGAAAUAUCCCGCACAUUUACUGGAGCUUUGGGAGAAAUAUGACGACGAGAAAGAAUCGGAAAAUGAUCAUCCCGAAGUAUUCAUGGACGAUCAGCUCUUUGUGGUGCUAGAGUUGAAAUUUGCGGGUCAAGACAUGUCCACAUUUACGUUUACAAAUGCCGAACAGUCCUACUAUGCCCUUCAGCAGAUUAUGCUGACCCUGGCUGUUGGCGAGGAGGCCUAUCAGUUCGAGCAUAGAGACUUGCAUUGGGGCAACAUACUCAUCGAGCCGACGACUCUGAAGCAAUUGAGCUACAAACUCAAUGGCAUUAGCCUGACGGUGCCCACAAAGGGCCUGAGAUUAACAAUAAUUGAUUACACCUUGUCGAGGAUUACUUUCGACACUUGUUGCCAUUACAACGACCUGUCCAGCGAUGAGGAGCUCUUUGCAGCCACUGGCGACUAUCAGUAUGACAUUUAUCGCAUGAUGCGUGAAGAGCUCGGAAACGAUUGGACCAAAUUCUCGCCGAAAACCAAUGUAAUGUGGCUCUCGUAUGUGACUGCCAAACUAAUUGACGGUGUGAAAUAUAGAAGCAUCAACACCAAAACUCAUCACACGUAUAUGGAGAAACUGAAGGAUUUGCAAACUCGUAUGCUAACGUUUGAGAGUGCGGCGCAUUGUGUGAAGUCCUUGCGGAAAUUAGUUGAAGUGCUUACAUAAUAUAGUUUUAUAUUUUUUACUGGACACCCUUGAAGUAUUUGCGUUUAUUUUGUACUUUAAAUUCACGUUUAUAUUUUGAUAGUUGUAAAACAAUUUGUAGAUUAAUUUCAUGAAAUGAUCUCUGUGAAUUAAAAAAUAUUAAAAAACGAUACAUGAAAAUGUU